CUCUCUCUCUCUCUCUCUCUCUAUCUCUCUGCUCACAGCAACACGAGCUUCAAGAACGUACGAGACCCGCUUCAAAGCUCAGGACGAUCGUGAAGAGAAGAUGAAGGCUGCUGCUCGUGGGCUCGCUUCGAUUCUCUUAGUUGCUUUUCUUCUGUUCUCCUCCUCGUUCGCUCGUCCCUUGUCGACUGCUACUCAAGUUGUCCUGAGUGGAGUAAAACCAGAGGAGGCUGAUGGCAACCUAGUCGCCGAAGCAACUGAUCUCCUAAAUCUUAUGGGGAUGGAGUCAGAUGAGUCGUGCGGCGACCAAGAUGAAGAAUGCCUUAAGAGAAGGAUGAUUGCAGACGCUCACUUGGAUUACAUCUACACCCAGAAUCACAAGCCUUGACAACUAUCAAUCGGUGAUCACGUGAUGUAUCUAAAAGCUUAGAAAAGAGGACAAGCAUAGCUGUGGGGAAAAAUCCAGCAUAUGUUAUUAAAAAAAAAGGAACCAAAAACAAAAAUGAUUUGGAUCGACACUUGUAUUACUAGUUAUUACUACCGGUUUUUUUUUUUAUUACUACCAGUUGGCUUGUGCGUAUUAUUAUGUGUUGGGGAGGAAUCCAGAAGACAGGAGGGGUUGGCUUUUUUAUGCACAGAAGCAAAUAAAUAAAUAUAUGAUUUGUAAGAAAGAUUCCAUUUGAGAGAGAGCAAGUGAAAUGCUUAUGUUUUACA
This is a messenger RNA of Syzygium oleosum, 711 nucleotides long. RefSeq names its product putative phytosulfokines 6. The transcript has 3 exons. Gene Ontology annotation, molecular function: growth factor activity. Gene Ontology annotation, cellular component: extracellular region. Bases 101 to 385 code for a protein of 94 amino acids. The record is from RefSeq and is a predicted model, not a curated record. Lineage: Eukaryota; Viridiplantae; Streptophyta; Magnoliopsida; Myrtales; Myrtaceae. Gene Ontology annotation, biological process: cell population proliferation.